Messenger RNA from Lathyrus sativus (Indian pea), 72 nucleotides. The record is from the annotation of a GenBank genome assembly. Lineage: Eukaryota; Viridiplantae; Streptophyta; Magnoliopsida; Fabales; Fabaceae.
AUGAAGGAUUUGGCUCAUGGUUACCAUGCCGACCAUAAUCUCAGGUGGCGAGGCGUCAAUGCGAGGUUAUGA